AUGUUAGGACUUCGUGCAGCCAUCAGAAACGACGGCAUAAGCGCCGCGCAAAUGGUUUACGGCCGACCACUGCGAUUGUCAGACCUGAAAGAUUGUUCACACGUAUUUUUAAGAAUCGACCGAAUUAAAAAAGCUUUAGUAUGUCCAUAUGAAGAUCCAUAUAAAGUUUUAGAGAAAUCAGAAAAAGUAUUUAAAAUUCAAAUAGAGGAUAGAGUCGUUUCGGCAUCCAGUUGCAACGAGUCAACAUUAUUAGCUAGCUACAAAGUCCCAUAUCGAGUUGCUAAAGCAGGGAAACCACAUACAAUUGCCGAAAAUCUUGUUUUGCCAGCGGCACUCGAUAUGGUUGAAAUUAUGGUCAAAGGGGUCUCCGGGGAGUAUGUGGUCACUAGAGUGACUCCGGUAUUAGCACGUGGGGAAGAGGCAAUCUCUGUUGCACCAUCAAAGCAUUGCUCAUCCUUUACAGUUGACAAGUAUGAGGAGGCAACGAUAAGCUCCAUACCGGAAGAUAUUAGUGUUCCUCAAACCGAUCCGAGUCUCCAGUCAGAUCGGAUUGGGUUUCUGGUGAAUAUCAUAGGUGGUUUUUCCAAACCUGGAAUUUGGCCAAUUAAUCAACUGGUAUUUGGCGACGACGACUUUGCUCCGAUAGACAUUUUCAGCACAGGUUAUCACUAUUUGACAGAUGAGAACACUCACAAAAGACAAGAUUUACAUUUUGUAGACUCGGAAACAAGUCAAAAUAAUGAAGUUGUUGAUAGAGAACAAAAUAAAACUCCUACUUUGGAUACCGACCCAAUUUCAGUGUCUGAUGCUGACGAUUCUCUACAUGUUCCUUCAUCACAGGCUAUGCUUACUCCUGACGUAGUUAGACCUUAUCCAAAAAAGGCGAUUACUGAUAGUGUCUUAAAAAGAAAAGGGAGAGAAAAGGGACGAUCAAGAAUAUACACUGACACACCAUAA
This is a messenger RNA of Danaus chrysippus (African queen), 957 nucleotides long. NCBI's taxonomy places the organism in Eukaryota, Metazoa, Arthropoda, Insecta, Lepidoptera, Nymphalidae. The record is from the annotation of a GenBank genome assembly.